AUGGUGAAAGAAAAUGAUUCCACAGUGACUGAGUUUGUUCUCCAGGGACUGACAGACAAACUAGAACUCAAGUCGCCCCUUCUCCUCCUGUUCCUGGGCAUCUAUGGGGUCACUGUAGUGGGAAACCUGGGUAUGAUCUUCCUUACCACUUUCAAUUCUAAGCUCCAAUCUCCUAUGUACUUUUUUCUGGGUAAUUUGUCAGUCAUAGAUCUCUUUUAUUCUUCAGUGAUUACUCCCAAACUCCUGGAAAACUUCAUAUGGGACAAAAAUAUCAUUUCCUACUCUGGAUGUAUGGCUCAACUUUUUUUCUUUUGUGUUUUUGUUACUGCUGAAUCCUAUAUGCUGACUGCUAUGGCUUAUGAUAGAUAUGUAGCUAUCUGUUGUCCACUGCUAUACAGUGUCACCAUGUCUCAAAAGGUCUGCAACAUGCUGGUGACUGGCUUAUUUAUGAUGGCAAUUUUUGGAGGCUUAACUCACACAAUAUUCAUGAUGAGGCUUUCCUUCUGUGGUGAUAAUAUCAUCUACCAUUACUUCUGUGAUGUGAUUCCUCUCCUAAAGCUCUCGUGCUCCAGUACUUACAUCAAUGAACUUCUGGUGGUACUUCUGGGUGGAUUCAAUAUGUUAGUAACAACUGUGCCCAUCAUGGUCUCUUACGUCUUCGUACUCUCCAACAUACUUCAAAUACCUUCAGCUGAGGGCAAGUCCAAAGCCUUUAGUACCUGUGGUUCUCAUCUUAUAGUUGUUGUUUUUUUUUAUGGAUCCAUCAUAUUCAUGUAUUUUAAACCAGCAUCCAGCAGCAGUAUGGGCCAAGAGAUGGUGGCCUCUGUCUUUUACACCACAGUCAUUCCUAUGCUGAACCCUUUGAUCUACAGCUUGAGGAAUAAGGAUGUAAAAGAUGUACUGAAAAAAGCCAUGGAUAUGACAUAUAGACCACUCCAGGUUAGAAGUAAGAACCACUAA
Orycteropus afer afer is the source of this 960-nucleotide messenger RNA. RefSeq names its product olfactory receptor 8D1-like. NCBI's taxonomy places the organism in Eukaryota, Metazoa, Chordata, Mammalia, Tubulidentata, Orycteropodidae. Gene Ontology annotation, molecular function: G protein-coupled receptor activity; odorant binding; olfactory receptor activity. Gene Ontology annotation, biological process: G protein-coupled receptor signaling pathway; sensory perception of smell. Bases 1 to 960 code for a protein of 319 amino acids. The record is from RefSeq and is a predicted model, not a curated record. The transcript has a single exon. Gene Ontology annotation, cellular component: membrane.